Messenger RNA from Papaver somniferum (opium poppy), 354 nucleotides. Its product is annotated as putative glycine-rich cell wall structural protein 1. The record is from RefSeq and is a predicted model, not a curated record. The transcript has 2 exons. The coding region runs from base 1 to 354 and encodes 117 amino acids. Lineage: Eukaryota; Viridiplantae; Streptophyta; Magnoliopsida; Ranunculales; Papaveraceae.
AUGGUCUGUGUAACUGCAUCCCCCGGCGCGCAAAUAUUUAUUGGGGUGGAUGGUGGAGGUGGGGUUGAUGGAGAUGGAGGAGGAGGGGAUGGUGGUGGUGGUGGUGAUGGGGAUGGAGGCCUGGGUGAAGGAGGCGGAGGAGGAGGCGAUGGUGGUGGUGGAGAUGGAGGAGGUGGUGAAGGAGGCGGGGGAGGAGGUGAUGGUGGUGGUGGAGAUGGAGGCGGUGGUGAGGGUGGAGGUGGAGGUGGUGAUGGGGAUGGAGGUGGAGGUGGAGAGGUAAAAGGUGAUGGAAGUGGAGUCGGAGGAAGAGGUGGCGACGGUGGAGAAGAGGGUGGUUUUUUACAACAGCAUUGA